UAUGGGGUGUUUCGCUUUCAGAAAGAGAAUGAAAUUUAAUGUUUUUCUUGAAUGCUUUAGCUACACAAAACAAAUUUCUUAGGCUUAGCAAUCCUUUCCUUCCUCUGCCUCCCUUCAAGUUUAAAACUUUAGAAACAUGGGAGGCAUAAAAUGGUGGUUCUGGUGGCUUUUUGUUGGAGGAACAAGGAGAACUGGAGCUUGGUGGGCAGGAAAAGGGAAGUCUUGACGCAGUUGCAAGCACGUGCUAUGCUAUCUCAGCAGCAACAGCCCUCCAACAUUAAAACCAGUCAGCUAAAUUGUUAGUGAUAAUUAUUUGUUGGAGUGCAGCUUUUGUUCCUAUUCUGUUAAAGAAGCUGUCUUUAAGCAACUCGGUUGUUACUGGUCUUUGGACUCUUAUUUUUAAAAUGCUAUUUUGGUGUUUUAGAUACUAAACCACUGCUGAAGUUGAUAAGUUAGCAGCAUGCUAGCUUUCACUUUGAGCUUCCUUAAUUCCAUUUAGAGAUUUAAUCUGUUAAAAACAUCCUGAAAUAAGCCCCUUUGUUUGAUAUUUGUCUUUCAGCACUACUUUUUAAUAAGAAUUUCAGUGGUUGUUGCAGAGAGAAAAUUAAGGUGUACUUGGCUGCAGGAUGCUCAUAUUGAUUUGCUUUAAAUAGCUUGAUUUCUGUAGGUAAUUAGAGUAAGAGGCCUUAUUUUUCACAGUAAAAAUAGUAAGUUAUUUGCCAAAUUAGUUACCUUGUUCCAUUACUUAUGUAGAUGGUUUCAAAAAUACAAGAGAUUUUGCAGGGGUUCAGAGAGCAACGUGGAUGACAAAAUACAAAGAAAAAAAUCUACAGGCUUUAGUGUAAAUAGGAUGUCCUCUACCUGAAUAAAAGAAGUGUUGUUUUUUGGUUUUUUUAGAUAAUUGGAGUCAGGAAUGCACAGUAUAACUAUAGGAAAAGGCGGGUGACCUGAAGCUAAUUUGAGUUUGGGGAGCCUAUGAGCAGCUGAACCAAGAGCAAGGAAGUAAGAUUAGGCAUAUUUAGCCUGAGGAACUGCUCUCAAACAUUCAAGGGUAGUGAGGGUACAGAGAAUGUAGGUUAGGGAGGAUAACCGAUCUACCUUCUCUUGCCUACUGGAAUAUCUUCUCUAAAGGAGGAGAGGAUUGUUUUUAAUGUACUGUAAUUUGAGUAAAAUUGACAAGGCAAAUUAAGCUUGCCUACAAGCAGACUUGUUCAGAGCUGUAUCCAGAGAAAUUACCUUCUCAACGAAUGCUGUUUGUUGUUAUCCUGAGCUCCAAGCUUCUGUUAAUGCAGGUGGGAGGAAAAACAAUACAUGUUCCAAUAUUUGGGUUGUUUUCAGGAUGAGCUUUAGGAAGACAAAGACUGUUUCUAAAGCUUUACCUACUCUUAAGUGAUAUACAAGUGGUUUUUGCUAAACUCACCACUGCUCUUGAGAGUAGACAAAUCUGAUGGUGUCUGUCAAUCAUGCAUAUUACUAGCAGCUUCAGAACAGCUGUUUAUCUUAACAAAGGUUACAGCCCAGCUGUAACUAUGUUUGAUCUCUUGGGGCCCUGUUUUGGAAUUGGUUUUCCUUGAAUAUUCAAACUAGUGUUAAGUGAGUCUCAUGCUUUUGCACUAACACAGCUGGUGAAGGGAGCAUCCUUGCCACUGUUUUGUCCAUUACAAAAUAGAUAGCAAGCUUAGUAAAACUCUUAUAUGGGAGGAAACAUCUAUUUCUGGCUGUUUUGGUAAAACAUCUCUUCCACUUUCUGCAUUUCUUCCUUAAACAGCUCAGUGGAAUUCCAUGGGAGAUACCAUGAGAUACGGUGAGAAAGGACUUGGGGGGGCUGUAGGAAGCCUUCUUCUGGUACUACUAAGUGCUCCUUAGUACUCUAGAAAGUGAACAGACACCUGCCUGCUCAGGUACAGUAAUUAGCUAACCCUGUACCUUUGUGUUUCAGAAUUUCUCUUGUUAGGACCUUCCAGUCUGUCUGAGGCUAACAAACUCUGUAAUUAUCCUGGUUUAAGCUCUUUGCUCCUUAAAGCUUAAAGGCAGCUUUGCUUCCAGGAAAAAAAAAAAAAAAAAAAAAAAAAAAAAAAGAGGAAGCAAAUGUAUAAACAAGCUUUUGCAAAACCAAAUGCUUGCCUAAGAUUGUGAGUUGCCAUGGGUUCAAGCACAUGCCAAAGAGGCAGCAGUGACCUGACACCCUUCCAAGAAAAAGGGAUCUUCCACUGGAUGACAGCUUAAACUCCACUGGCAAGACUUCUUGACCAGGAAACACCAAUUUCCUCUCUCAUUCUCACAGUUUAGGCAAUCCUCCUUUGGCAAAGGAAUGCCUUACCAUGCAUUCAGGGUCUGAUCUCUUUAAUCCCUGCAUUACAGAAGGUAAUCUCUAAUCAGUAAUUGUAGCAGCCCAGCUGAGGCAGGAGGCAGUGCUGGCCUGCAUGCUGAUGACAGCCUGUUUCACUCAGGAAGGGGGAGCUUCAAACUGCCUGUCACUUUGCUUUGUUGGAGCACUGUCUUGAAAUAAGGCAGGGAAAUACAACCAGAAUUUGCCUACUCUUCAUACAGGAGUGGCUUGAAAUGAAUAUCAGUUCCUCUAUUAAUCAACAAAUUCCAGAGCAGCUGCUUGCCCUCCCCCAGUUUCGCGGUCUGUACUCCCAGUAGCUACAUCCCGCUGCGCUCCUCCGCUCACAGAAGCAGAGUCAUGCUCAGGAUUUGUUUUCUCAAGGAAGUCUCCGUCACCUGCCUGACAGUCAGUUGGAUGCAUCUGGUGUGUAACUAGCUCAGAAGAAUCCAUCAUGAAAACAUGGUGAGGUAAUGCUGCAGCUAAUGUGUUAGGCCAGCGAGCUGUGCCUAGCCAAAAGCCAAGCAGCUCUGGAGACAAAUCUUGAUCGUGGAUUUGUAGCUUGGCCUGCCAGCACUCCUUGGCACUCUGACUUGGCAGUCAGUAACUGGCCCAGGGAUCUAGGGAAGCUCGUUCCUAAAGGGGCACUGCUGGAAUCUGGCUCGCUUGCUACCCAUUGAGACAGAUUUCAAACUUGCUGCUUAAGAGGGCAGAGUGGUCUGGGGGAAAUACCCCUCAUUUCCUGUACACACAGGCUGCCGUGUGAGACUGAAUCCCAGGAAAAAACAAAAUGCAAUAAAAGAGAAUUAGCUGAGAAAAUUGCAGCUUGGGAUGGGAAGUUGACCAUGUGGCUGGAACAGGCCCUUCAAAUGCUGCAGCAAAACUGCUCACUGACCAGGGCAUCAGGACGUGCUGAAGCCUGUGCAUUUGCUUUUCAUGUAUGUUUAAGCUUUGGUACAGCUGGGAGAAGUCUUCCACAUAUAAUUCACCCCCAAGUAUGUAUGGAAAUAUAUAAGAUUUUCACAAGCUCCUUCAUAUAUAUCAAAAACAGUGCCUUAAAUGAUGAGACAGCUUCAGAAAGCAAGAAAAACGCUGGCUUAGAAAUCCUGGGCUGAUAUGACUGUGGCAGUCUUAUUUCCAUCCAGCAUUGUGCAGCCUCUUGUGGUACAUAGUACUCUUGUAUUCAUUGCGUUUCUAAAAGAGGAAAUACAGGAACAUGUAGCAAAAAAGAAGGGUGAGACCUCUGACUGCGGUUAAUUGCGACAAGUUGGUGACAGAGAGAUCAAGGAAAAUUCCACUUGCAGAUAGACUUUUCUCUCAGUUCUGAAUGCUAAUAGGGUUUUUCUGCUUUGUUUUCUUUUCUUUUUCAUCUUAUCUGCUGUGGCAAAAACUGUCUUUCAUGAGAAUCUUUUGCACACAUUCCGAAGUGCUUUUAAGCUGUCAGAUGUCUUUUCUUGAGAUGUAGUUCCUGGCACACAGUGACUGUGCAAAGCUGAGGGCUCUUCUCCCCGCGGUAAUUAUCUGUAUUGCUCCAAGUGACACUGCUGGUGAAUGACAACUAUGGAUAAAAACAGCAGCAGCAACAGAGCUGCAAAGCCCACUGGGUUUUAUACUAAAUUGAAAUUAAAGCGGAGAUGAACACCAAACUGGAAACUAGCACAUUUCUGUCAGCGUAACAUAACAGCACAACGCCAUGGCUUUCUCUCUCCAGAACACCUUGGCAAAGGCGCUUUAUGACAACAAAGCGGAGUGCUCGGAUGAGCUGGCCUUCCGCAAAGGAGACAUCCUGACAGUUCUUGACCAAAACGUCAUCGGCAGCGAGGGCUGGUGGAAAUGCUCCCUUCAUGGCAGGCAGGGCCUGGCUCCUGCCAACCGCCUCCAGCUCCUGCCCGGUGCUCAGGCCCUCCCGCUGCCUCCUUCCACUCACGGCGAUGUCCCGGAGCCACCAGCGGGCCAACAGAACAUCUACCAGGUCCCCUCCGUCCCCAAGCCUCCUGUGGUAUCCUCUACAUAUGAGAAGAUGGAGGGGUGGGUGAAACCACCAGCCAGGGCCUGCACUCUGCCUGCCCAAGGGACGUACCAGGUACCAGCCCUGGCUGCGCAGCUGCUCAAUGAACGGACCCAAAGCUCAACGCGUCAGCACCUGUUUACUCUCCCAAGAGCAUCCCGGGCUUCAGUCCCAAACAUCAGAAGCGAGGUGUACGACGUUCCCUCCAUGCAGCGCCGCGAGUCCCUGUUCACGCGGAGUGCUGCCACUCCGCCCACAGCACGAAAGGGCUCUCUGCUGCUCAGAUCCGCCGAGUGCUUCCAAGAAGAGCAGCAGCUUUACAACAUCCCAUCUGGCCCAGAAAAAACAGGAGCUGUUAGCCACAAAGACUCACCAGUGGGCAAUUUGUAUGAUGUCCCUCCCAAAAGAGAAACCAGUGCUUCAGGGAAGGGAUUUCAGAAAAAGUGCUGGGGCCACUAUAAUACAUUGCCAAAUCCUCGAAAGUCAGAAUGGAUUUAUGAUAUUCCAGUAUCACCUGAACAAAUGGGAUUAGAACAAAGCCCUUCUGGCCCUUCUUUGGAGAACCAGGUGCUAUACGAUAUACCCCCAGCCAGGUACAAGGCGCUAACAACAAGCACUGAAGCCAAAGUUGUGAAUCCACAGUUAUACGAUAUUCCACCAACACAACGGAAAUUAGUGUUUCCAGAUGUCCCUCUUUAUGAUAUUCCACCCCCAAGGGACAUGCUCCUUUUGCCACAAAAUGGUAGCUGUGAGGCACCCCCAAGACACCUGGAUCCGAAGGCUGAGAACCAGAUUUCUGGAGAGAACGUUUAUGAUAUUCCUAAAGGUUUGCCCAACACUUCGCAGUCCAAGAAAGAGAGGGAAAAACCCAAUAGCAGUUCUGGAACCCAGGCAUACUGUGUUCCGGUCCAGAUCUCAAGAGACACCAAAUUGGAACAUGACAGAUCAUCUGUUUCUAGUGCUGACAGCAGAAGCAACACUGUCUCUACAUUCUCAAACCCUCCUGCUGAGCUUAUGUCAUCAUCAGAAGAGCCUGUCAAAGAAAUUAAACUGGAUCUUGAUGUAGCCAUAGAGACAUUGACUAGACUGCAGCAUGGUGUAUCCAGCUCAGUUGCUAGCUUAAUGAUUUUUGUGAGUAGUAAAUGGAGAUUAGAAGAGCACCUGGAGAAAAACAUUGAAGAAAUUCAUAGGGCAGUUGAUCACAUAAAAGUAUCACUCGGAGAAUUCUUGGCCUUUGCUCAAGCCAUAAAGGUAAAUGCCUCCUACAUCACUGAUAAUAAUCUUCAGACAAGAAUUAAAAAACAGCUGGAAAUUCUUAUCAACUCAUUCAAAAUCUUAACAGAAACAAGAGAAGCUCUAAACAAUUGCAACUGGUCACUAGAGGCUUUGGUCCUCAGGAAACCUCAGAACAACCCAGAUGAUCUUGAUCGCUUUGUUAUGGUAGCUCGCACAAUUCCAGAUGAUAUCAAGCGAUUUGUAUCCAUCAUCAUUGCCAAUGGAAAACUUCUCUUCAGAAAGAGUGAGAAGGAGCAAGAAACGAAGCAAUCAAACGUGAGCCCAGAAUAUAAAAUGGCAAAACAAAUCCCAGUGCCAAGAAGAAUAGAAAUAGAAUCGCUUCAAAGAAAUGCUCAAGACAAGCCGAACCAAAGUCAAGUCUCCCAAGAGAAAACAAAAGAAAAUGCUAUUGAGGACUGUGAAUAUGUUCAACUACAGGCACAGAAAAUCAUUUCAGGUAAAGAAGUAUCAAAGAAGAGUACGGAUUCAAAACCAAAGGUUUUGCCAUCUUCAAAAAAGAAUGUAAUUCAAAGCAAGCAAGACCCUGCAAAGAAAAUAGCUCUUCCAGAACAUUGUCGGCUGUGUUUUGGUGCGCUUCACAAGGCAAUUGCUGUAUUUAAUAAUAGUCUGAGCAAUAACCAGCCACCUGAAGUCUUUAUAUCCCACAGCAAAUUGAUCAUCAUGGUGGGACAGAAGAUAGUGGAUUCUCUCUGCCAGGAGACUCAAGAAAGAGAUGCUCGGAAUGACAUUCUCCACAGCAGCAGCCGGUUUUGCAGCCUCUUGAAGAACCUGGCCCUUGCCACCAAAAACGCUGCAAUACAAUAUCCAAAUGCAGACGCAAUGAGGGAACUUCAGAAUCAAAAUGAUGAGCUGUAUAAAUACACGCAGCAGUUUAGAGCAAUGAUGGAAUGAAAGAUGCUUCAUGUUUUUAUUUUAUUUUUUAGAACAGUGGUGAAAACUUGAAUCUCUUCAUUACUAGAGUUCUCUUUGCUCCCUUUGUGUAGGAACCAAGAGGGGAGCAAGAAGCUCAGUGCUGCCAACUUUGUCAUCCCCAAGUAUUCCUGCCAGGUUGUCCUCUCUCGGGUACUGAUGCUCAUUUAGCAGGUGAAGACCCACACAAUAGCAGAGACAGAGAGGAUUUGUAGUGUUAAAUCUGUACUUUCCCUCCGCCGUUCAGACACUGUAUAGAAGUGUUAUCAUCUUACGGUUGGGGCAGAAAUGUUUGCUGUGUAUUCAAGCAAAUUUUAUUAUCUGAUUUUUAUUUUUUAUUUUUAUUUCUAUACAGAUAAAUAUAUUUUCCUACUUUUCUUUUUUUUUUCCCUAUUUGGGUAUGUAAAGUCUGUCUUUAAAUUUAAACAUACUGUUGUGUAAGUUGUGAUAUUGCUAUGUGUACCCAUCAUCGUUUCUAGAGCACUUGACCCAAAUCUUGUAAUUAGGGGUGAAAAAAGUAUCUGAAGAAUUAGCUUUGCAGCUGUUUAAUGUACAAAUGUGUAUUACAGGAUGAAAUCUGCAUGGCAUAGAUAUUAAUCAGAAGUGUUCCAGCUGGUUAUCUGAGCACUGACAGAAAACUGGGGGUUCUGCCUUGCUGUGUACAGCCACGAGGAGCUGUUCCUGGUGCCCUGCCUCGGAACAAGCUGGUUUCAGUCAGUAAAUACAGAAUAAGUUGGUUUCGGUCAGUAAAUACUGAGGCUUUGGACAAGCACCUCAAGCACAUGGGCGAUG
Molecule: messenger RNA, 7331 nt
Organism: Oxyura jamaicensis (ruddy duck)
Lineage: Eukaryota; Metazoa; Chordata; Aves; Anseriformes; Anatidae
Gene: CASS4
Product: Cas scaffold protein family member 4
Exons: 7
Coding region: 4020-6521 (833 amino acids)
Biological process (GO): cell surface receptor protein tyrosine kinase signaling pathway; cell migration
Cellular component (GO): cytoplasm; plasma membrane
Molecular function (GO): protein binding
Source: RefSeq, a predicted model, not a curated record